AAGCCUUUGAAAUUGUAGUACGACAUGCAAGAAAUUUCACCAACAGCAUGUUUAGGACCCACUACCAGAGCAUGGGGCCCAGAGCCCUUAAGUUUGUUGGAGAACUUUUUACUGAUGUCUCCCUGUACAUAUUGGGGUCCGACAUCAGUGUUAAUGACAUGAUAAAUGAGUUUUUUGACAGUUUAUUCCCUUUGGUUUACUCUCACUUGAUUAAUCCUGGCUUUCCCGAUCCCUCCGUGGAAAUGACUGAAUGUCUGCGAGCAGCCAGGAGAGAUCUCAAAGUUUUUGGUAACUACCCGAAGAUGAUGAUGACACAGGUGUCCAAGUCGCUUCAGGCCACGCGAGUCUUUCUGCAGGCACUCAACCUGGGGAUUGAGGUGAUAAACACUACUGACCACCUGAAGUUCAGCAAGGACUGUGGCCGAGCGCUGCUCAAGCUGUGGUACUGCUCACACUGCCAAGGGCUCCUCCUGGCCAGGCCCUGUGCCAGCUCCUGCGGCCUGGUGGUGCAGGGCUGCUUGGCGGGCGUCGCGGAGAUUGACGCCCACUGGCGGGAGUACAUCGGGUCUCUGGAGGGGCUGACCAGAGGCAUGCGUGGCAUCUACGACAUGGAGCACGUCCUCCUGAACCUCUUCUCCUUGGUGCGGGACGCCAUUGCCUACGUGCAGAAGAGCAAAGGGAAGCUCUUGACAACU
Merops nubicus (carmine bee-eater) is the source of this 695-nucleotide messenger RNA. RefSeq names its product glypican-3-like. Gene Ontology annotation, biological process: regulation of protein localization to membrane; positive regulation of canonical Wnt signaling pathway; cell migration. The transcript has a single exon. The record is from RefSeq and is a predicted model, not a curated record. Lineage: Eukaryota; Metazoa; Chordata; Aves; Coraciiformes; Meropidae. Gene Ontology annotation, cellular component: extracellular region; cell surface; plasma membrane. The annotation marks the transcript as partial.